GUCCGCCACCGCUUCUAAGCCGCUGCGCACCAUCUGACGUUUUGAGGUUUCUCUCUUUCAGCCUUCACUCGCACCCCUAAUGGCGUCUUCUUCAGUGUCUGGCGCGGAUGCUGAAUCUGUGAAGUCUACACCCGCUUCCUCGCCUCCUUCCUUAACCACGGACGAAAAUGUGACGAAGGAAAUGGAGGCUGAAGAGGAGAAAAUUCGGAUACAACGCGAGAAAGAGGAUACGAAAAGGAACGCUGAACUUGAGAAGGAGCGGCAGGAGGAUCUCAAGAGCGGCAAAGAGAUGUUAGACAAGAAGUUUCAACAAUUGGAGUUCCUGAUGAACAAGAGCAAGCUUUAUGCUUCUGUUAUGCUUGCGCAGAUGCAACGUCAGGAAGAAGAAGCAAAGGCUCAAGACGAGAAGACGAAAGGAGAAUCCACGAGACGCGAGAUUAAAGCGGAGAAAGUAGCAGCCGAAUCCCAACGACGAGCGACUCGUGCGUCCGGUGCAACCGACAAUGGCACAGCACAAACCACGAGCCAGGCGCCCGCAACACAGAAAAGGGGUCGGGGCCGUCCCAAGAAAUCGGAAAGCAGAGAGGGCAAAAUAUCAGACUUCUUCAAGAAGGAAGAUCUACAACAGAGAUCGGGACAGGCGAGUGUUGCCGAGGCUUUGAAAGAAGCCGCCGAUGAGGAGAAUGUGAAGCCUGGGGACAUUGGUGUCCAGAAUCUCCAGUCCGCCCGGCAGCCGAAACUGGUUACUGGAGGCACAAUGCGCUCGUAUCAACUGGAAGGGCUGGAGUGGCUUUUGUCUCUGUACGAGAACGGGAUCAAUGGAAUUCUGGCAGAUGAAAUGGGUCUGGGAAAGACAAUCCAGACCAUCGCGUUAUUGGCGUAUCUUUGGGAAAUGGAGGCUUAUGGUCCGUUUCUUAUUGCUGCACCUCUCAGCACCACCAGCAAUUGGGUCGAAGAGUUCAAGAAGUGGGCACCCAGUAUUCCAGUCUUACUGUACCACGGCGACAAGCAGGAACGCGCGCGACUUCGCCGCACUCGGCUGAAGAAUCCCGGUACACCACAAUUUCCAGUAGUUGUGACGAGCUACGAAAUCUGUAUGAAUGACCGGAAAUACCUGACAGGUUUUGGAUGGCAAUUUAUAAUCAUUGACGAAGGCCAUCGGAUCAAGAAUCUGGAUUGUCGGCUCAUCCGCGAGCUGCAAUCAUACCGAUCAACGAACCGGCUGCUGAUAACUGGAACGCCUUUGCAGAACAACCUUGCAGAGCUCUGGUCUUUAUUACACUUCCUAUUACCUACUGUAUUCGAUAAGCUGUCCACUUUCGAGAGUUGGUUCGACUUCUCCGGUUUGAAGGAUAAAGCGAGCUACGAGCAGCUGCUGUCGGAAGAGCGCCAGCAAUAUCUGGUAAAGUCACUGCAUGCAGUGCUGAAGCCAUUCCUGCUCCGACGGGUCAAGACAGAUGUAGAGAGUCUCAUGCCUAAGAAGAGAGAGUACGUGCUCUUUGCGCCACUUACACAGAUGCAACGAGAGCUCUAUCAGGCCAUACUGGAUGGUACAAGUCGUUCAUACCUCGAAGAGAAGGCUGUAGAGAGGCUUAGUUUGGGUGUAUCCAGUGGAACAGCGACACCAUUGAGCAUUUCGGGCGCCAAUGGAAGUCAAAAGCGCAAGUCCCUGCUCAGUGGAACCAGUGCUCCAAACAAGAGUGCGAAAACAUCCAGAGGUGGUUCUCCGGCGUCGACCGCUUCGAAACGCGGUCGUGGUCGUCCAAGAAAGUACUACGAAGAAUUAAGCGAUCGGAAGUACUUCGCUGCACUCGAGGCCCAGAAGGACCAGAACGAAGAGGAAGAGGAUGAGGAUUUGAGCUCGGAGGCCGAAGAAGACAGAAUCCGAGCGGCCACAUUCGAGUUGGCCAAGCGACAGCUGUUGCAAAAGAAGUUAGGCAACCCGAUCAUGCAGCUCCGUCUAUGCUGCAACUCGCCUUACAACUUCUUCAACCCUUUCCUUGCCGCUGAGACAUCAGGGAACGAAACGUUUGCUUCUGAGACCGAGCCAGAUGAGACAAUCGUUACCACUUCGGGAAAAAUGCUCUUGCUAGAUUCAUUGCUUCCUGAAUUGCUAAAAGGAGGCCACAAGGUUCUCAUCUUCUCACAAUUCACAACUACCCUCGACCUCCUGGGCCUAUAUCUCGAACUUCGUUCUUGGCCGUACGCUCGCAUAGAUGGAUCCGUAGCACAGGCCGACCGUCAAGCACAAAUCCGCUCUUUCAACGCACCCUCCUCUGCAAAGGACGCCAAAAACGUCUUCAUAUUAUCGACGCGUGCAGGAGGCCAGGGCAUCAACCUUGCAGCGGCUGAUACCGUCAUCCUGUUCGACUCGGAUUGGAACCCUCAGCAAGAUCUCCAGGCCAUGGACCGCGCUCAUCGCAUCGGCCAGACGCGCAAUGUGAUUGUGUACCGCUUUGCCACUCGCAACACGGUUGAGCAGAAACUGCUCGAAUCCGCCGAAGCCAAACGCCGCUUGGAGAAGCUCGUCAUCCGGAAAGGCGGAGUCCGGAAUGACAGAGGGCGUGGGGCGCAACUGGAGAAGGAACAGGAGUUGGAAGAGCUGCAGAAGCUGCUGCGAAGGAGCGACGGCGAGAGGUUCGAUGUGAAGGAGGGCGAGGGCGCAAGCAUUCUCAGUGAUGCUGACUUGCAAAUCCUCCUUGAUCGGAGUGAUGAGGCGUAUGAAAGGGCGGAGAGGGGACUUGAUGUGGGUGGAAAUGGCCAGAUGUUUGAAGCGGUUGGUAAGAGGGAGGAGGGUGCCCUCAUGGAGGGUUUGAAAGCGUAGCUUUAACUGGCGAUUCAGCGUGUUGUAUUGAAACAUUAUUGAGCC
This is a messenger RNA of Westerdykella ornata, 2869 nucleotides long. RefSeq names its product ISWI chromatin-remodeling complex ATPase ISW2. Gene Ontology annotation, molecular function: ATP-dependent chromatin remodeler activity; DNA binding; ATP binding. The coding region runs from base 80 to 2824 and encodes 914 amino acids. Gene Ontology annotation, cellular component: nucleus; pericentric heterochromatin. The transcript has 2 exons. NCBI's taxonomy places the organism in Eukaryota, Fungi, Ascomycota, Dothideomycetes, Pleosporales, Sporormiaceae. The record is from RefSeq and is a predicted model, not a curated record. Gene Ontology annotation, biological process: negative regulation of gene expression via chromosomal CpG island methylation; pericentric heterochromatin formation; lymphocyte proliferation.